Dendrobium catenatum is the source of this 2208-nucleotide messenger RNA. Its product is annotated as K(+) efflux antiporter 5. Gene Ontology annotation, cellular component: membrane. Gene Ontology annotation, biological process: proton transmembrane transport; potassium ion transmembrane transport. The record is from RefSeq and is a predicted model, not a curated record. Lineage: Eukaryota; Viridiplantae; Streptophyta; Magnoliopsida; Asparagales; Orchidaceae. Bases 156 to 1868 code for a protein of 570 amino acids. The transcript has 20 exons. Gene Ontology annotation, molecular function: potassium:proton antiporter activity.
CAGGAACAGGCACGGACCGGAACUCCAUUUCUCCAACUGCCGCUUCGUAAGCAUUUGAAACCCUAGCGCUCCGCUCCCUCGGAAUGCUCCGCUCCGAUUCUCGCUUCUCCGUUGACCUGUAGUGGCUCGUAGCUCAUCCUUUCUCAAUCCUAUCGAUGGGCACGCGUACCGCUGCGAUUUCUCCGACGCGGUGGAUGAUGAUCGUGUUCUUCGUUGUCUGCCUCUCAAUGAUGUCGUUUCCGGCGCCGGUGAGAGCGAGACCGGACCUGGAAAUGAGGGAGAGAUUCUAUGGCUCUUUGGUGGCGGCUUCGACGCGCGAAGCGUCGAAUGAAAGCAGCAUCGCUGAUAUUUUCGAUCGCGUGCUCGAAAAAGAGUUUUCGUCCGAGAACGAUUCGCCGGAAGGUCACGAUGCAAACAGCUUCAAUAGUACAGUUGCGGAUAACCAAGGUAAAGUGGAGACAGUUGCUUUGAUUACUCAUGACAAAGCAAAGAAAAAUGACACCCCAUCAACAAAUGCAGUUAAACCAUUUCAACUUCAAGAUGUAUUUUCAUUGGGAAAUGAAGAUUCUGAUGGGACACAAUUGAUCGACCAAAAGGAUAACUUAUUUGUCAUUUCAAACCGUAAAUCCAAGUAUCCAGUACUUCAAUUAGAUCUGAGAUUAAUUUCCGAUCUGGUGGUGGUUAUUGUUUCAGCAGCUGUUGGUGGUGUUACUUUUUCACUUUUAGGCCAACCGGUCAUUGUUGGCUACCUUCUUGCUGGAUCUCUUAUUGGUCCUGGUGGUUUAAACUUCAUCAGUGAAAUAGUGCAGGUUGAGACUACUGCACAGUUUGGUGUGGUUUUUCUCCUCUUUGCUUUAGGCCUUGAGUUUUCCGUGGAUAAGUUAAAAGUUGUUGGGACUGUUGCUGUUCUUGGAGGGCUACUUCAAAUUCUUAUUCUAAUGUCUUUCUGUGGGCUUACCGCUGCAUUAUGCGGUGCAAAUUUAUCCGAGGGUGUUUUUGUUGGUUCCUUUUUGUCAAUGUCAUCUACAGCAGUGGUUUCAAAAUUUUUAGUGGAAAGAGGUAGCACAAAUUCUCUUCAUGGCCAAGUGACAAUCGGAACUCUUAUAUUUCAGGAUUGUGCUGUGGGAUUACUCUUUGCUUUACUAGCUGUUUUGGGUGGUAAUAGUGGCCUUCUUGACGCAAUUAUCUCAAUGGCAAAACUGGUGCUUAUGUUGUCAAUCUUUGUAACCAUUGGUUAUAUUUUGUCACUGUCUCUUCUUCCUCGCUUCUUGAAGCUUAUGAUUCAGUUAUCAUCACAGACCAAUGAGCUCUAUCAACUAGCCUCUGUGGCUUUUUGCUUGCUAGUAGCAUGGGGCAGUGAUAAGCUCGGUAUUAGUCUUGAGUUGGGUUCGUUUGUUGCUGGAGUCAUGAUUUCUACUACUGAUUUUGCACAGCAUACCUUAGAGCAGGUCGAACCAAUUCGCAACCUAUUUGCAGCUCUUUUCCUUGCUAGCAUUGGGAUGCUUAUACACGUUCAGUUCUUGUGGAACCAUGUGGACAUACUAUUUGCAUCGGUCAUAUUGGUUGUGAUAGUUAAGACUAUCAUAGUAACAGGAGUUAUUAGAGCCUUUGGAUACAAUUUCAGGACAUCAAUAGCUGUGGGUCUUUCGUUGGCACAGAUUGGAGAAUUUGCAUUUAUUCUAUUGGGCCGAGCCUCACAUCUUCAUCUUGUUGAGGGGAAAAUGUAUCUCUUACUUUUGGGGACAACUGCUUUUAGCUUGAUAACAACUCCUCUGUUGUUCAAAAUCAUACCUGCUGUUAUUCACCUUGGCAGUCUAAUGCGCUGGCUUCCUACAGAAAGUAUUCAGAGAGAGAACAAUCACGAGUGAAAUUUGCAUAGCGGCUCUAUGGUAUUAGCCAGACAAACUGUUCAGCCUUCUUCGCUGGUAAGCUCUCUACAGUUACUCUGCACGAGAAAUCAACUCAUUCAGUUUUCCUCACUCCCAGGUAAAGAUUAUAGAACGGCUAAUAUUUAUAGGACGUAGUAGUAGUACUGCUAACAUCAUAUGAAAAUAAUAUAUAAAUGCAAGUAAAGUUUGCUGCGAUAUUUUGUAAAUAAUGGAAUCAAUCAUGAAAUCCAACUCUAAACAUUCAGCAAUUAAAAUGUUCAGAUUCUUAUUUUGAACUCAGGAUGAAGAAAUGAAAAAUGUAAAGAUUGGUUCUCACUCA